This is a messenger RNA of Dermatophagoides farinae (American house dust mite), 1375 nucleotides long. RefSeq names its product DGAT1/2-independent enzyme synthesizing storage lipids. Gene Ontology annotation, molecular function: acyltransferase activity. Gene Ontology annotation, cellular component: membrane. The record is from RefSeq and is a predicted model, not a curated record. Lineage: Eukaryota; Metazoa; Arthropoda; Arachnida; Sarcoptiformes; Pyroglyphidae.
AAAAUUUUUUCCCUGAUUAUCGUUGUUUAUCAUUGUUGUGAUGAAAAAGAUUGUUUUUAUUCGAUUAUUGAAAUUAGUUGUUUGUGAUUACGAUUACCGAAUUCAUCAUUUUUUUUUUUUGACCAUCAUCUGCUAAAUUCAUCACCAUCAUCAUAAAUUGAUCAUUUCAAUGGAUUGGAAUUUUUCCAUUCAAGAUUAUGUUGAUGUUCAUCUUAUUCGUUGGUUAAUAUGGCUUUUCACUCCAUUAUUGAUUACAUUCUUAUUUCCUGUGUUUAUCAUACUUCUUUUCUACAUAUCAGCCAUAAUUGUCUACAUUUAUCGACAUAGACAUCAAUUAGCAAUUGAUCAAUUAUUGGAUGAUCUUGAACAUCGAAGAUAUUGGGAUGGUGCUAUGCAUGCCAUUGCAAUCAUGUGGGACGCUCAUGGUCACAUUUGGUAUGGUUACGAAAUUGAAGGCUUUGAAAAUAUACCGGAAACCGGACCGGCUUUGAUUGUUUAUUAUCAUGGUGCACUGCCUAUUGAUUAUUAUUAUCUUGUUUCGAAGUGCUUUCUCCAUAAAAAACGUUUACUUCAUUCCGUUGUCGAUCGUUUUUUCUUCCAUAUUCCAGGUUGGUCUCUAAUGGUCAGAGUACUAAAACUAUUUCCUGGUUCCGUGAGCAGCUGUGUUAAACUGUUAAAUGAAGGAAAUCUAAUAGCUAUUGCACCGGGUGGUGUACGAGAAGCUCAAUUUGGUAACCAUAAUUACAAUCUUAUUUGGGCUGGACGUGUUGGAUUCGCUAAAGUGGCCAAACAGGCAAAUGUACCUAUAAUACCGGUGUUUACUCAGAAUAUUCGCGAAGCUUUUCGUACUGUACAAAUAUUUCCAAAUUUCUUUAGAAAAAUCUAUGAUUCAUAUAAACUUCCAUUGAUGCUAAUUUAUGGUGGCUUUCCUGUCAAAUUAAAAACCAUUGUUGGUAAACCAAUUCAUUUUUCUUCCGAUUGUACAGUGGAAGAAAUUGCCGAAAUGACCGCAAACAAACUUGAAGAGAUAAUAAAAGCAAAUCAAACGAUUCCCGGUUCCAUUCUUCGAGCAAUGAUACAGAGAUUUAUUUAAUAUUCGAAAAUUAUGCCACUAUAUAAUGGUUGUUCAUGUUAAAAUUGUUAUUUCCUUUUUUAACCAUCACAAAAUUACGGUCACCUAAUCAGAUAAGAAUCUCAAUGAUACAAUAUAAAUUGCACGUGUUUUUUUUAUUUAUUUAUAUUUAUUAUCCGACCUAAUAUUAUACAAAUUAAUUUGUAUAUAUCAAACCGAAUACGAAUGUAUUUAGAUGAAAACAACAAAAUUGUAACUUGGGUUUUUUUCUGCAAUAAAUGAUAAUACUGUUGCAAUACUCAA